ACGAUCAGUUAGCGGUUGCGCUUCCGAAAUCUUGCGCUUCUAUUUGAUUUUCGGAAGUACAUUUAGCUUCCGGUGAAAUACCGCCGAGCCAACUUUUUUGCAUCCACUGAUCAUAUAAACGCCAUCUAUCAUGUCGAUUCAAGUGUCUCCCGAACAGCUGCAAAAGCUCUCCGACUGUCUGCUCAACGUCAAAGGCGACACCCCGCUGCACGAGCGAUUCAGGGCUCUCUUUACGCUCAAGGCCGUCGGUGGAGACGAGGUCGUCGAGAUCGUAGCCAAAGGCUUCGCUGACCCCUCGGCCCUGCUCAAGCACGAGCUCGCCUACGUCCUCGGGCAGAUCAAGAACCUCAAAGCCGUCCCUCACCUCGAAGCCGUCCUCAUCGACGCCGACGGUUUCCAAGGAGAGAUGGUCAGGCACGAAGCCGCCGAGGCUCUCGGAGCUUUGUCCAGCGUACAGAGCUUGGAUCUGUUGAAAAAGUACAAGACGGACGAGAGCAGGAGCGUCAGGGAGACUUGUGAGAUCGCGGUGGAUAAGAUCGAGUAUGACCAUUUCACCGAGGAGGGUCGGGCUAGGCAGUUGGACCCCAACUUCCCCACCACUGACCCUGCCCCAGCUUCCCUCCCUACCGAAGACGAAUCCACCUCCUCGCUCCGUUCCACCCUGCUCGACACCUCCAUCCCCCUGUUCAAACGAUACCGAGCCAUGUUCGCUCUUCGAAACAUCGUCGCCAGGUCCAGCGGAGUCAAAGGCAAGGAGGACGAGGCGAGAGCUGGGGUACAGGCUUUGGCUGAUGGGUUCAAGGAUGGAAGCGCUCUUUUCCGACACGAGAUCGCCUACAUCUUCGGUCAACUCUCCUCGCCCUACUCUAUCCCCUCCCUGCUCUACGUCAUGCGAGAUUCUGCCGAGGACGACAUGGUCCGUCACGAAGCCGCCGAAGCGCUCGGUGGGAUCGCCUCCGAGGGUGACGAGGGGGUCGAAGGCGAGCUGUACGAGAACGAGGAGGACAAGCAGAAGGGAGUCUUGGGGAUUUUGAGGGAGUGGAGUACGCUGGAGAGCGCACCGCCUGUCGUCAGGGAGAGUUGUCAGGUCGCUCUGGAUAUGUACGAGUACGAAAACUCCAACCAGUUCCAAUACGCCGACGGACUCAAGACGGACGACUCGGCACCUGUGGAACAGACGCCCGCUCAGCGAUUGACCGGGAUGGACAGGGGUGUCGAUUUGACCUCGAUCAUGGCUUGAAGUCGCGAUCGUUUAUAGAUGAAUACAUUGUUUGCACGAGUUUGUACGGAUAUAGGUGUAUAGUAGGUGCGUGUAUAGUAGUAUAUGCAUUUCAUACCUUGAAUAACUCUACAGAGAAAAGGAUACAAGCGAAUGUAUCGGAGUAAAGUGAAUUUUUGCGCGA
Molecule: messenger RNA, 1403 nt
Organism: Filobasidium floriforme
Lineage: Eukaryota; Fungi; Basidiomycota; Tremellomycetes; Filobasidiales; Filobasidiaceae
Product: putative Deoxyhypusine hydroxylase
Exons: 6
Coding region: 131-1240 (369 amino acids)
Biological process (GO): peptidyl-hypusine biosynthetic process
Molecular function (GO): deoxyhypusine monooxygenase activity
Source: RefSeq, a predicted model, not a curated record